Messenger RNA from Triticum aestivum (bread wheat), 1109 nucleotides. RefSeq lists its product as uncharacterized. Lineage: Eukaryota; Viridiplantae; Streptophyta; Magnoliopsida; Poales; Poaceae. The record is from RefSeq and is a predicted model, not a curated record. The coding region runs from base 1 to 612 and encodes 203 amino acids. The transcript is spliced from 8 exons.
AUGUCUAGGUCUCCGCCGCGUCAGGAUUCCGUUUCCUACCAAAUAAUUUGGCUGCUUUGGACUUGGCGCCCUCUGGUUACCUUCCUCGUCCUCAUCAACUCCCUCCUCCUCAAGUACUACUGCGUAGCCUCCGGCCGAGCCCCUCUGCUCGACUACCAGCGCCGCGGCUGUGCCACCGGCCUGAGCCCGAGGGCAACGGCGACGGCCGCGGUGAUCUCGCCGGUGGGCGGCGGCCUGGUCCACGACCACGUGACAUCAGCCGUCGCCCUAGGUGGUUGCCCGCGGCCUCCUCCGCUUCUUCGAGGAGCUCGGCAAGCGCAGCGCCUGCGAGCAGGUACGUAUAUCACAAAGGGAAAAUUUGGGGCCAAGGUCAAGAAGGAGACGGUUUUCUUUUGUUGCCCAGUCCAGUACAACCAGCAAAAAGGUGUCAAGUUCUAUAGGAGGAUCUUCUAUUGCAUCAAGAGAAGACGCCAUCUUGGCACACUGGAAACUACGCAGCAAGCAUCUGGUUUUGGAAGAAUUGGGCUAAGGGGUGAUUGCGCUCAGGUUUUGAUGCAGACAAUGCUAUUAAACUUUGGUUUGGUUUGGUAUGAUCAUGGGGCCGGCGGCUAAAGCACUUAGGCAUGGUGGCGGAGGCGAUGUACAUGGGCGUGUCUGCUAAGCAGGCCACUGCGUGGGUGGCGAAGUGAUGCGGUGAGGUUAGCAUCUGUAGGAACCCCUGCUGGUCGAGACCCCAGUGUGCGGAGGAGACUCCGGUUUUCUAGGGUAUGUUUUGGGCUGUUUCUUUGUUGAUAUCUUCCCUCCUGGGCUUUGAUUUGGUUCCCAUAAUGGAUAAUUCUAAAUGCGCGGAUGAUUACAGAGGGUUCACGGGCCUAUCUACACUAAUUAUCUCUGCCCCCUGAUUUUCAGGGGGUGUGGCCCGUCGCCCUCUCUAAUCUCCAAUCAAACACUGCGAGCUAGCACCAUUCCGUAAAGUUUGCUAGACAGCUGCAGGCUUGCACCAUCUAAAGAGGAGGAUCUCAGAUGUAGAUACGACGGAGCAAAUUUUGUUUUGUGGUUGCAGCAUAGCCUCGGUUGACGAAGCACUACAUGGCUUUGAUCACUCGAAA